AUGGUAGAGAAUAUGAAAGGUAAAAUCAGAGUGUUCUGUCGGAUCAGGCCAAUGAACCGGACCGAGAUAGCCCGAGGAGACUCCACCAUUGUGUCUCGACUAGAUGAAUAUUCCAUCACUGUGGAAACGGCACGCGGUCAACGAGAGUUCCAGUUCGACCGAAUAUUUGACACUCAAUGUUCUCAGGAAGAGGUGUUCCAAGACACUAAUAGACUCAUUCAGUCGGCCAUUGAUGGCUUCAAUGUGUGCAUCUUUGCCUAUGGGCAGACUGGUUCAGGGAAAACCUACACAAUGGUUGGAGAUAAACAUCUGAAGAACCCAGGCAUCAUCCCCCGAACAUUUAACAAGAUUUUUGACAUCAUUCACAAAAACGAGGCUAAGUUUGACAUCAAGGUCUCUGCCUACAUGCUGGAGCUGUAUAAUGAGCGCCUGCAGGACCUCUUUGUCAGCCCCGCCGAGGCAUUCAGCAAGCGGAUUGAAAUGAAGAAGGACAAAAAGGGGCUUGUGUUUGCCCAGGGAGCAGAGACAAAGCAGGCGGCCAGUCCCAGCGAGCUCUUUGCCCUGUUCGAGCAGGGCUGCGCGAACCGCCAUAUCGCCGCCACCAAGAUGAACGUGGAGAGCUCACGCUCGCACCUGAUCAUCGGCAUCAUGGUGGAGAACAGGAAUCUGACCAAUGGCACUGUGUGCUACGGCAAGCUCAGCCUGGUGGACCUGGCGGGCAGUGAACGGGCCGCUAAGACAGGGGCGAAAGACGGCCAGCUAAAGGAGGCCAACUCUAUUAACAAGUCUCUUAGCGCGCUGGGGGACGUCAUCUCGGCCCUGUCCUCAGAUCAGCCUCACGUCCCCUACCGCAACAAUAAGCUGACACAGGCCAUGCAGGACUCACUGGGGGGCAACGCCAAAACACUCAUGUUUGUCAACAUCUCUCCCUCGGACUGCAACGUGGAGGAAACGCUCACUUCGCUUAUUUAUGCUACACGGGUGAAAGCGAUCACCAAUAAUGCGCAGAGGAACAUGGACAGUAAGGAAAUUGCACAAUUGAAAGAGAUCAUUGUUAAACUCCGAUCUGGACAACCUGUGGAAGAAGAAGAUGUGCAAUGACCCCUCUCAAGAAAACACACAUGC
Molecule: messenger RNA, 1125 nt
Organism: Alosa alosa (allis shad)
Lineage: Eukaryota; Metazoa; Chordata; Actinopteri; Clupeiformes; Clupeidae
Gene: kifl
Product: kinesin-like protein KIN-14E
Exons: 8
Coding region: 1-1101 (366 amino acids)
Biological process (GO): microtubule-based movement
Molecular function (GO): ATP binding; microtubule binding; microtubule motor activity
Source: RefSeq, a predicted model, not a curated record